This is a messenger RNA of Anneissia japonica, 925 nucleotides long. RefSeq names its product alpha-1,6-mannosyl-glycoprotein 2-beta-N-acetylglucosaminyltransferase-like. NCBI's taxonomy places the organism in Eukaryota, Metazoa, Echinodermata, Crinoidea, Comatulida, Comatulidae. Gene Ontology annotation, molecular function: alpha-1,6-mannosylglycoprotein 2-beta-N-acetylglucosaminyltransferase activity. The record is from RefSeq and is a predicted model, not a curated record. Bases 92 to 910 code for a protein of 272 amino acids. Gene Ontology annotation, cellular component: Golgi membrane; Golgi stack. Gene Ontology annotation, biological process: oligosaccharide biosynthetic process; protein N-linked glycosylation. The transcript has 4 exons.
AAGCAACACGAAAGCAUUCGUGGACUUGGUGUGGGUGAGAGUGGUUCAGGAUAAGGAGUGGGACGGAAAUACCUAUACGUUCUUCUUCUUCAUGUUAACAGGUUUAUAUUACUGGAAUUCUGACUUAUGGAAUAUUUGGAUUGUACGUACUAUCCUUGGGAAUUCAGUUGAGAUGGCUGUAAUGCGACGGAGACGGUAUAUCAUGAAAACAGUCUUGAUAUUUCUAGGAAUUGUGUUAUGUUUUCUGUAUAUUUCUUCUACUUCUCGGCCAGCGGGAAUUGGGGAAGACAAUAGCAAAUUUUACAAAGAAAGACGCUCAGACAAUGUUAAACAUAAUGGACAACCUAUACCAAAUGAACAAAACAUUCGAACUGUAGCAAGAAACAUUCUACUACCAGAGCAUGUAAACAAUUCAAUUCCAAAUAAACUUUCCUUAGAUAAAAAUCAAGAGAUUUUAAAUGUUGUUCAAAAAACAAAUAACUCUUUAAUUAAUUCAGAACAAGAUGCUCUUAAAAACAAUUCCAAACAUACAUUGAAACAGACUAUUUUAGAAGUCAAUCGUAAGCAGGAAAUACGCAAUCUAGGAAGAUUUCCAACGAGGCCUGCAAAUGCCCCUGUUUUAGUUGUAAUGGUUCAUAAACGUUUAGAAUAUUUACGCUUUCUGAUUGAUUCUUUUCGAGAAGCGAAGGAUAUAAGUGAAACACUACUAAUCUUCAGCCAUGAUUUUUAUUCCGAAGAUAUCAAUGCAUUGAUUAAACAAAUUGAUUUUUGUCAGACAAUGCAGAUAUUUUACCCCUAUUUACUUCAAAUUUAUGAAAAUGAGUUCCCUGGAGUAGACCCAAACGACUGUCCACGAAAUGUGGAUAGAAAAAAAUGGAGGACCGAAAUAGGUCAUUACAAGUUGAAAUAGCGCACUGUCUACAGU